Messenger RNA from Cylicocyclus nassatus, 1177 nucleotides. The record is from the annotation of a GenBank genome assembly. Lineage: Eukaryota; Metazoa; Nematoda; Chromadorea; Rhabditida; Strongylidae.
AUGAACCAAAGCAUACUUGUACGCCAGCGCUUAGCAGUCGCAGCAUUGUUCAUUCUUAUUUUCACAGCACUCUCCAUAAGGAACAAGGAGCAGUUUUCGUUCAUUGCAACAAAUGAAACCGCGAGGAUAAUUGGAGAAAACGAAUCAAAGUCAAGGAGAGACAUUAUAUGGACAGCAAAAGGACCAGCUACCUACGCAGAAGUGGAUCGUAACGUUUUCUGUCCAAACAACUUCAAGAUUGUUGAAUACAACUAUCCUAUUCCGAAACUGGACUUUAUACACAGACCCUCUUGUGCAAAGACUUUUGAUGACUGGCUUGCUAUCGCCAAUGGCAAUAUUCCUGAAAGUCCUCCGAAGGUGAUUGAAGCAAGGUAUAAAGACGCAUUUUUGCUGAAUGGCUAUACGGAACUUUAUCAGACUUAUUACAAUGACAAAGCAAAGCCACAUAGUGUCGUCUGGAACAACAUUGAGUCAUUGAUGACAGUUACUAAACCAGUUGUUGGCUAUGGACAAGAAGGCUUAGCUGUUUACUACGCAUUGAAAGACUACCCUGUGGUUAAUAUGACCGGUUUUGUAAUUGGAUCGCAAUCGCCAUGGAUAGAAGUGCUGGCACUUCAAAGUGGUGCUGCUAAGGUACUUACUGUAGAAUACCAAGAAACAGAAAUUGUUGGAACAAAGAAAAUCGAGUAUAUUCAUCCUAUCGAAUUCGCAAAAGAAUGGAGCAAGAGAAACGAAAGUUAUGAUUUCUCAAUUUCGUUCUCUUCUAUCGAGCACAGUGGCUUAGGAAGGUACGGUGAUCCAAUUGAUCCAUUUGGUGAUUUGAAGGAGGUACAGAAGGUGUUGUGCCUACUCAAGCAAGGAGGACUCUUCUACCUUGGCAUUCCUCGCGGUAAAGAUGCGCUUUUUUACAACGCACAUCGAAUUUAUGGUCGAAUGCGAUUGGCUAUGAUGAUGACAGGUUUCCAAUGGUUGGCGACGUACAGAGGAAACAACGCACGUGCGGUAACCGUGACUGAAGAGGAUUAUAAGAAAGUAUCACAUAAACAGGAUUUGUACGUAUUAAAAAAGAUCUGAACGUGUAGUAAGGUAUCCUUGUGCAAACUCUGUUAUCUCUCUCAAUUCGAAAAGAUAAACAUGUAAGCCAGGCAUGUUACACAAGUCUGUGGUCUUAGCGGUG